GUCAUGCAGGAGAACUAUGAGACGGUGACCUCGCUGGGAUUUCCCAUUCCGAAGCCUGAGCUGAUCACCCGGCUGGAACGAGGGGAAGAGCCGUGGGUGCCCGAUCUCCAGACCUGCGAGGAAAGAAGGCUUGUGAAAUGCGCCCGCACAGCACAAUGAUCCCUGUCUGGAUUGUCUCUCUCCCAGCAGGGGCUGAGCGAGGGGGUGAAACCAAGGAGGGGAAUCAUCAUGAGGAAGUGUCCAGGGAAAUGGAACCACAGGGGACGUCUCUGGAAAGAACUGAAGGGAAUUUUUCCCAAAGCUGGGAGCAGGGAGAAGCCUGGGAAAUUUGGCACAGGUCAGAGAGGCUUGUGGGAAAUCACCCAAGGAAGAAAGUGGAUGACUCUAUUAAUGAUGGGGGAGGAGACAAGGAUCCCAGAGCGCAGCAGACAAAUCGCAAGGAGGAGACACCGUGGCACUACCUCCAAUUUGGGAAAGGAUUAAUUCUAAAAUCACAACUUGUGACACCUCAGACAUUCCAUACUGGAGAGAAACCCCUUCAAUGCUUGGACCGUGGCGAAAGCUUCACUAGCCACUCAGAUCUUAAUAACCAUGGGAGAAGCCACACUGAAGAGAAGCCCAUUCAAUGCCUUGAGUGUGGGAAAUGUUUCAGUUCUAAGUCAGCACUAAUUUCACAUCAAGAAAGCCACACAGAAGAGAGACCCCAUAAGUGCUUAGACUGUGGGAAAAGUUUCAUACAAAGGUCAAACCUUGUUAAGCAUCAGGCAAUCCACAGAGGAGAGAGACCCCACAAGUGCUUGGACUGUGGGAAAAGUUUCAAGCGGAGGUCACACCUUCUUAAACAUCAGGCAGUCCACACAGGAGAGAGACCCCAUAAGUGCUUGAAUUGUGGGAAAAGUUUCAAGCAGAGGUCACACCUUCUUAGACAUCAGGCAAUCCAUACAGGAGAGGGACCACACAAGUGCUUGGACUGUGGGAAAAGUUUUAUAUACAGGUCUAACCUUUUUAGUCAUCAGGUAAUUCAUACAGAAGAGAGCCCUCAUAAGUGCUUGAACUGUGGGAAAAGUUUCAAGCGAAGAUCAGACCUUGUUAAUCAUCAGGCAAUCCACACAACAGAGAGACCCCAUAAGUGCUUGGACUGUGGGAAAAGUUUCAAGCGGAGAUCAGACCUUGUUAAUCAUCAGGUAAUCCACAGAGGAGAGAGACCCCAUAAGUGCUUGGACUGUGGGAAAAGUUUCAUACGGAGGUCAAAGCUUGUUAAUCAUCAGGCAGUCCACACAGGAGAGAAACCCCAUAACUGCUUCGACUGUGGGAAAAAAUGUAUAACGAAGUCAGCGCUUCUUAAACAUCUGGCAGUCCACACAGGACAGAGACCCCAUAAGUGCUUGGACUGUGGGAAAAGUUUCAAGCGGAGAUCAGACCUUGUUAAUCAUCAGGGGAUCCACACAGGAGAGAGACCCCACAAGUGCUUGGAUUGUGGGAAAAGUUUCAUACGGAGGUCAAAGCUUGUUAAUCAUCAGGGAAUCCAUACAGGAAAGAGAUCCCUAAAUAGCAUUGGCUGUGGAAAAAUUAUCAUUCCACAGGUCAAGCCUUGUUAAUCUCAGGCAAAUCAUAAAGGGAGAAGAAAACCCCAUAAGUGUUUGGACUGUGGGAAAAGGUUUCUUACAGAGGUCAUACCUUGUUUAAACAUCAGGUAGCUCCACUCAGUUGACGAGAACCCCAUAAGUGCUUGUUACUGUGGGAAAAGUUUCAUACCAGCGAGUCAGACCUUGUU
Chelonoidis abingdonii (Abingdon island giant tortoise) is the source of this 1774-nucleotide messenger RNA. NCBI's taxonomy places the organism in Eukaryota, Metazoa, Chordata, Testudines, Testudinidae. The record is from RefSeq and is a predicted model, not a curated record.